GAAGCAGUCUCACUCACAGGAGACCAAGAUUAGUCGUUCUUGUGUCACUGCGUGCCGACUGUGUAACCUAGAAUUUAGGUCUAGUCUAGUGUGUAGGAACAGAUGAAUGUACUCUACCGGGUCUACUGGUGUGUACACUUGUCCUUGCAUCUUCAUUACGUGUCAUGUUGUAAACAAUCAGCUUUUUUAGAUAUUAAAUUUCUCGUGUAGUAAUGGCUGGCUCGGCUUUAAAAAGAUUGAUGGCAGAAUACAAACAACUAACACUGAAUCCCCCUGAAGGUAUCAUAGCAGGCCCAGUGGACGAAGAGAACUUUUUUGAAUGGGAGGCCCUUAUAAUGGGACCACAAGACACCUGCUUUGAAGGGGGAGUUUUUCCUGCUCGUCUUACUUUCCCCCCAGACUACCCUCUGAGUCCUCCAAAAAUGAAGUUCAACUGUGAAAUAUUUCAUCCAAAUAUCUACCCAGAUGGGCGGGUGUGUAUUUCUAUUCUGCAUGCACCUGGUGAUGAUCCCAUGGGCUAUGAAACCAGUGCUGAGAGGUGGAGUCCAGUUCAGAGUGUGGAGAAAAUUUUACUGUCAGUUGUCAGCAUGCUAGCAGAGCCGAAUGAUGAAAGUGCUGCCAAUGUUGACGCUGCCAAAACGUGGCGAGACGACAGGAAAGGUUUUGAAGAAAUCGCCAAAGUGACAGUGAGGAAAUCUCUGGGGUUGUGAUGACUUGUUCAGAGUGUAGACUAUUUAUUCUGGAUUACCUUGCUGGGAUGGUACAAGACCAGGCUGAACUAGUUCUUUCUUCCUUGCUCGUCCACUGGCCACUAAGCAAAUAACUAAUGACUAGUUAAUGUUCAACCAGUGCGAUGAUAUAAUUCCACUCUGUUCCCGUUUUCAACCAUCCACAUUUAAUACAUUUUAAGAGGAUUAUCAUUCUGAUAAUUUAGGUAACUGCAACUC
This is a messenger RNA of Physella acuta, 947 nucleotides long. Its product is annotated as ubiquitin-conjugating enzyme E2 G2. NCBI's taxonomy places the organism in Eukaryota, Metazoa, Mollusca, Gastropoda, Physidae. The record is from RefSeq and is a predicted model, not a curated record.